Molecule: messenger RNA, 2085 nt
Organism: Lachancea sp. 'fantastica'
Lineage: Eukaryota; Fungi; Ascomycota; Saccharomycetes; Saccharomycetales; Saccharomycetaceae
Source: the annotation of a GenBank genome assembly
AUGAAGCACGGACCUGAACUCUGCAAAAAGCUCGAAUUGGCCUUUUCCGAGUGUGAAAACGAUGCCCUUUCUUUGGUGACAAUCAUUGACCUUUACUCGGUGGACCUCAUAAAUGAAAGUUUCAGAGCGGAUAAGGCUCAGUUUCUGCAAAUCAUUCUUUCAAACUUGCGGAAAAACCCGCGUUUAGCGGAACAGAUCGGCUGGGAUUUGCCGAAGAUUCUUUUGAAGUUUCUGGACAUCAGGAACAUUGAGCCAAACGUUUCUCUAUCACAAAACGCUGUUAUCUCAACGGCGAUCAAAUGUUUCAACGAAAUCGCAUUGUCGGGAAAUGCCAAAGAAUGUUUUUUGGCCGGUUGUGAGAUCAUCGAAGAACUGAGUGUGCAAGACAUAGAACCGGAAAACGAACCAGAGGGUGAUUAUGACGACGAAACCGAAGAUGACGGAGACUUUGACGACAACGAUACCGACAGGACUUUUUCUGAAGACGGUGACCACAAUGCGUCGACAGAAGAAAUUGCAGCGAGGAUUGCAAUGGAAAAGGCUGCCUCGCAAGCAAUCAUAGAUGUGAUAGAUCGUGAUCCACAAGAAUACGCUCUGGGAUUGCAAUUGCACGCCCUAAUGGAGCUGAUCAGUACGACUAUCAAAAGAAUUCAUACCUCAUACCCUUCCAAAUUUCUCGCCACUGCUGUAGGAGCCAUUCUCUCUUUUAUCAAGACAAACGCUCCACUUAUCGAUGACUGUGUUUUUGUUUUACGUCGUAUCUACAUGUUUUGCCGGAACUACAUCCCUCCUCUUCCUCAAGCCGAUGCGACAAAUACAUUAGAUCCCGAAGAAGUGGAAAAAUUGUCGGAAGAUGAAAACGCGCUUCAGCGCAAACUUCUUCAAUGUCUACUCACAAAUGCUGUGGGUCAAUUGCUUCUAACCAGACAAAUGCAUACUGCCGCAGAGUAUGUCAUGAAAUUGAAAAAAAUAGACACAUCUUCUUUCGAAUACCCUAUACGCCAAAACAUGCGCUCCAUGAUCGGAAGGUGCUACCACCUUGCCUAUUCGUUCGAUAUUGAUAUCAAAGAGGCUUUCAUAAUUCAGUGCGUCAAGGAGUCUGUCUCUAUUUACCAAUCGCUUCCGAAAGACUCAGAAAUUGUCAACGAGACUGCAAAAAGUGGCAUUACUCAACUCAUAUAUCAACUUGCGCACACUUAUAACAUCCAAAAGAAGCUGACGGAAAGAAAUCUCUCUUUGGACCCUGCUGGAAUACUUGCUCUGGCAACUUAUCACUACCAGGAGACGGGAAAAAUAUUGCAUCCUCAAAUAAGAAUUGAUGAGACCAUCUACAUGUUCCUAAGGUUCUUUACGCCAGAAGUGUACUCUCAAACCACCCCCAACCUAUAUGCUAUUGAAUGCUGUCAAUUUUGGAUCUGGGUGGCGGUAACAAAUUCUUCGUGUACCGAAAAUCAAGCAAUUUUGAAAACCAUGCCGUCCUACAUCGUUGCUACUUUUCUUCAGAUCCAGCUGUUGAGAUCGUUCAACGAAGCCACUGAAGCUCCAAGAAUGGCAUCAUUCACUCUUUUGACAAGAUUGAUGUGUCUAAUACCCGAGGCCGAUGCCUUUGAAUUCGUCAAAGACACGAUGUUGAAUUGUCCUUCAAACCCCAUGAAGUGCUGCAUUUUGGGCAUCUUGAAAGAUCUGAUGAUGAAUGUUCGCGGGUCCAUGGCAGAUGCCAGCAAGCUUCUCUCCAAGUUAAGUCUUUCCGAUGAAACAACGCAACCAUCGAAACAACCUUCAAAGCCUGAAUUGCCUUCCAGGCCUUACAUGAUCAUAAAUGAAGACAGAAAAGCGACAAUACACGCUUUAGCCAUAAUGAGCUUCGAGGAUUCAAAAAAUGCGCCGAUUAAAGAGAAUCUUAUGCUUUCUUUGACUUACUUGAAUUUUUUCGUCAGUUUAAGGCUCAAAUGGGACAGAACACUACUCAUGGAGAUACGAGAUACAGCGAAGAAGACAGUGGGUCAACUCGAAGAUAAGUCGCAGCCUGAAAUUGAGUUCAUAAAGCUGGCAAAUGAAAACCUCGAAACAUUUUUGUCGCAGUGA